AGCAGUUCAGUCUAACGCGUUGUCUUGGAGCAACUACUAGAAUUUUUCACAGCUUAGUUCAGUGUUUGUGACUUAAACGGUGUUGUGUUGUGCUCUUACUUGUGUUCUGAUAACGCCGUGACCAGAAGACAUGAAUCUCGGAACGUUUCUUUAGCGAUUAAAAAUAUUAUUUAUUUAACAUGAAAAUAUUAAUUUAUUUAACAAGUUUUUUGUAAUAAGUUAUCGAAAUUAAACUCGCAAAAUGGUUAAUGGAAACUACGUACUGUAUGGCGAUAGUCCAGCUUCAGAAUCUGAAAUUGUUGAUGACCACGUGCAUAGGAAAACUGUUGAGCGUAAAGAAAAACGCAAAUCUAAUAGAUCAGCCAACGAUCUACAGCGCUCGUUAAACUUAGCGCAGAAGUUAGAUAACGAAACAGACUCGGAUAAAUUCGAAAAGAAAAUAAAGGAACCAAGGCUACUACGCUACGUACCAACUACGGAAGUGCAAGAACAUUUUGUAGCGGAGAAAUUUGAGACCUACGACUUGAAGCCUAUGGAAGAACCAAUGAAGAGAUACACGUUUGCAAAAAAGCCAAAAAAUCACGCAGAUGGCUCUAUAAACUACGCUUACUCCCGGUCGAGUAGCAGUUGCAGUUCACCCAAUGGUAAUUUGCCGACUAUAUCUGAACAUGGAGAGCAGUAUGGUACAUAUAGAAUUCGAUCUAUACAGACAUCUUCGAAUGAGGGAAUUGGUGAAUACCAAACCAAACUUGACAAAUAUUUUACAUCACCGAGAGACGUCAAAUCAUUCACUGAUAAGGGCUCACAUCCCGACAGCCUGUACCGAGUGCCUUCAGACCGAGGAAGGAAUACCAGAAAAAUCGUCCACAUGCUGCGUUUACUGCGGUGGCCCGUGGCUCUAUUUGGUGUGUGUGUUGCUCUGGCCAUAUUCGUCUAUUUUCUUAUGCCUGAUAACCUGGGUCAAGAAUUCGAUAAGAUAAAUGCAACUAAUUGGGAAGAGAACUUCUCCAGUGCUCAAUCCUACACAACUACCUCUUCGAAGUCUGGGCCACUCAACAGAAAUAUAAGUAAAUCUGUUAACGCAGAAUCCAACAACACAAGAAAAUUGCCAAUCCCUCCCGUCUUCCCGACCCAUAUAGAACCUGAAGUACAAUAUGGAAAUGAUGACGACAAUAUAAGAAAACCAAAACUGUUUGUUAAUACAAACACACCAGAUGAGUCCACAUUUAGGCCCCAUAUAACGCAUCAUGCUGAAAAACCACUGGCGAUUUACUUCAAAGAUGCUGAAGCUGUAUCCACAACAACCACUGAAAAAAUUACCACAGAAAUAAUAAAAAAAGCUGAAACAUCUAAUACAUUGCCAAAAUUGGAGGAGAUAACCACAAAAUCUCCUGUUUUCGCACCACAGCCUACACCUCUGGUUCCCAUAAACGUUGAGUCGCCGGCAGAAAUACCGAAAACUUAUGAAGCAAGGUUACAGACUACGUAUAAUUCAAACUCAAAAAUUACGCCUGAGCCCCAGGAGUAUUACAGACGGCCAGAAUAUGAAUCCAAAGUGAAGUUCACCUCAGGUCAUUCAAAACUUUUUGGUAUAUCUAUGGAGGAUUCAGAAAAUAUUAAGUCCACAACUCAAAGCUCGUUAUAUAACACUAGAGUUUCUCCUACACUUCCCACUUGGAAAGAUAGAGAUUACAGCACUACUAAAAAUCCUAUUAACUCUCUAUCUGAUGUGCCCCAAUGCCGGUCCACUCGUCUUUCCCUCUGUCGAGGCAUCUUGCCCUACGACUUAGCAGGUCUUCCAGCUAGGAUUGGAAAGAAAGAAGUGACUUUACUGCUACCACAGAUUAAAUACCUGGUAGCCACUAACUGCAGCGACCGAGUGCGACACUUCGCGUGUUCACUAUUAGAACCAGAAUGCAGUCCACCUCCUUUUUCAUCAAAACUACCCUGCUAUAGUUUGUGCAAAGCUAUCGCAGACAGAUGCGAAGGCUACAUACCAACGGAGCUGUCACCGAUCUUCAACUGUAACCAGUAUUCCAGUAGCAACUGUGUCAACGCACGAAGCCCUUGCUUCGACAGGGAGCUUACUUGUGGUGAUGGCACCUGUGUGCCCCGGGAUUGGAUCUGUGACGGAACCCGGGACUGUCCAGGCGGAGAGGAUGAAGCGCCUUGUUCUACUUGCGAGGAGAAUGAAUUCCGGUGCCAGUCAGGUCUAUGCAUUGUGAAGCGUUGGGUCUGCGACGGAUAUUCCGACUGCCCAGAUGGCGAUGACGAAAUUGACGAAUCUUGUCGCUCUCAUACGAAUGGAGAAGUGCAAGAACCAGGGGAAGAACUAGCCGGUUCUGCACCUGCUCCUUCCAUUCGCAAACCUUACAGACAACCGCAGUCACGUCAUUACAAUGGAGAGACAGACAGCAAGGAGCUGUUAAUGACAAGUGAUACGACAAACGCUUUGAAACGGAACUUUACAAGGCGCCCUUCGCCUUCACGUCUCACGCCGUAUUCUAGACCCAUGCUUAGAUCCCGCAAAGAACCAGAGCCAACCACGAUGGAGAAUUUAACAGAAAAACCCGCGGCAUCGUACAGAAAAAACUUCAGGAAACAAACCCAAAGAGUACCUGAAAGUAAAAAAGACUUAUCUGAAGAUAUGGAUCAAUUCUACGUUGACGUGAUAAAGGAAGAUGAACGAACGGUGGAAACGCCUCCACCGGUUGCGACCAAAUUGGACAAGAGUAUAGACAACUUGGAGAGAGUCAUUGAUGGAGCUGAAUUAUUGAGGAAAGCGGCCCUUGCCCGUAAACAGGAUUUGUCCCGUGAACUGAACGCUACAGAAGAAGACUUUGGUUACAACAGUGCCCACGCAUCGCCAUGUCCCAACGAGGAAUUACGUUGUGUUGAUGGCCGAUGCAUCACUUUAGCCCAACUCUGUGACGGAACUAUAGACUGUAGCGAUCACGCCGACGAGGACAAUUGCUAUACAUAAAUUGACAGGAACUAAAUUUUUGACGAACAAAGAACGUAUAAUUUAAUGCUUUUAAUCGCUUGUAAAGCAGUUUUUGGUUUUUGCCGCUUCUUCCAGGUCCAAAAGGAAAAUUGGACACACGGGUUCUUCAGGUAAAAUAUGAUAGACCCUGAAAGAUGUUACACACGACAAAAUGAUUUCCGUCCAUAUUAAUUAAGUUUAGUUUUAGGAAAUUAGUGGUAACUUUGAAAACUCGAAAACUUAGCUGUGAUACAGAAUCAUUGUAUAGAGAUAAAUCGUCAUUUUAAUUAUUAGCUAUUGAUUUCAUUCAUUAGCGAUAAAAAUUAAAAUUACAUGUUUCCAUAUUUCGUUUUGAUUAUUAAUCAAAAUAUAGUUUAAUAUACGAGUAGAUGAAAGGUUAGUGGUUAUAGUCAUAGAGGUAGCAAAAGCCUAAUUUUUUUGUCUUUUAUUUUAAGUGGCAAGAAAGUAAUUACCACAAUAUAUUUAACGGUUAAUUGAUGUAGUUAUACCUACGUCUAAGGGAGUAAUUAUGUAUACAUUUUAAGGCCAAUGAAAAUGACUGACAAAUAUUAAGCAGAAUUCCAGGGAAAGUUUCUGCCUGAAUGUCUCAAAUUGGACAAAAUUGUUGACGAUAGUAAUACAUUUUUUUUUCAUUCAACAUCCUUUUAUUUAAGUACAAAGCAGACGUUUAAUAUUUCGCAAUAUAUCUCAGUAUUUCUCAGUCUUUCUUUACAUAAACGCGAGUGUCAUUAAUUUAAAAAUGUAUUUAAUACACAUUAUUACAAUAAUCUGUGUAAAAUUUUGGUAGUUGUGUUACAAUUGUGUUAAUUGUGCCGUAAAUAUUAAUAUAAAGUUAUAAUCCGUUUAAUAUAUUUAACAUAUACAUAAUAUAAGUUAAAUUGUUUGUCACGUCACCUAAAUCUACUUGUC
Molecule: messenger RNA, 3913 nt
Organism: Pieris brassicae (large cabbage white)
Lineage: Eukaryota; Metazoa; Arthropoda; Insecta; Lepidoptera; Pieridae
Product: atrial natriuretic peptide-converting enzyme
Exons: 10
Coding region: 242-2983 (913 amino acids)
Cellular component (GO): plasma membrane
Molecular function (GO): protein binding
Source: RefSeq, a predicted model, not a curated record